AGCGGUCAUUACACAGCAGUGAGAGGAGAAGAGAGGACCUGAGCUCCGGUCCCCGGUCACCGGCUCGCGCUGUCACUUCUAUCUGCUGUUAGUCUGCACGGUUUGUGGCGGAAUCUCGUGUGUCUCUGCGCUGGUGCUCGUUGUUGGUGCGCUGACCGGCUGUGCGCGCGCUCUACCGGGUCCGCUAAAGUAGCCAUAUCUGGGCAAAGUAUUCAACUGGGCUAUAUAUAGAUAACACCGGAGAGCGGGACUGUGCGGUCCUGAGGGUUGAGGAGGACAUUUCUGUUCUCAUCCUGGUACCAACCUCCUCCUUCCUGUUCUCCACCCAUCCUCCAGCUGUCUUUUAUACGUCCUCCACUCAUCCUCACCAUGUCAUACCGUAAGGAGAUGGAGAAAUACCGGGACGUGGACGAGGACGAGCUCCUGCAGAAGCUCAGUGAGGAAGAGCUCAGGAGACUCGAGGAUGAACUCGAAGAGCUCGACCCUGACAAUGCUCUGUUACCUGCCGGCAUGAGACAGAGAGAUCAGACGAAAAAAGCUCCGACCGGAACGUUCCAUAGAGACAACCUGCUGGCACACCUGGAGAAACAGGCCAAGGAGCAUCCAGAUCGAGACGACCUGGUGCCGUAUACUGGAGAGAAGAGAGGAAAGCCGUGGGUUCCAAAGACGAAGGUUGUUGAUCCUAUUCUUGAAGACGUCACACUGGAGCCGGAGCUGGAGGAAGCUUUAGCCAAUGCUACAGAUGCAGAACUGUGUGAUAUCGCAGCUAUUUUGGGAAUGCACACUUUAAUGAGUAAUCAGCAGUAUUAUGAAGCUUUGGCCAGCAGCACUAUCGUCAACAAACAGGGUUUAAACAGUGUGAUACAGUGUGCACAGUACAAGCAAGUCCCUGAUGAGAAUCCCAACGACACCGAUGUAGAACAGACGCUAAUGAGGAUUAAACACAAUGACCCUGAACUCCUGGAAGUCAACCUGAACAACAUCAAGAAUAUUCCCAUCACCACUCUGAAAGCAUACGCUGAGGCUAUGAAAGACAACACAGUAGUUGAUCGACUGAGUAUUGUAGGAACACGGAGCAACGAUCCUGUGGCCUAUGCUUUAGCUGACAUGCUUCGUGUAAACACCACAUUGAAGUGCUUGAACGUGGAGUCAAACUUUAUCACAGGAAACGGAAUCCUGGCUCUCGUGGAGUCGCUGCAGCACAACACAACGCUGCAGGAGCUCAAAAUCGACAACCAGAGUCAGCCCCUGGGAAAUAAGGUGGAGAUGGAGAUUGCUAGUAUGUUGGAGAAAAACAGCACACUGCUAAAAUUCGGGUAUCAUUUCACACAACAGGGUCCACGCUUACGCUGUUCUAAUGCUAUGAUGAACAACAACGACCUGGUGCGUAUAGUUCGCUCAGAUUCAGACGGAGCCAUCACCUUCACUCUGUCCGUCCCCGAGCUGGAGAAAGCCUUCUGUAAAAAAUUCAAGUUCUCCUCCAAACCCAAUAAGAAAGAGAAGGCGUGAAAGUGGCCCAAUUUUCCCCAAAUGUCGGACAAACGUGUAGCGGGUCCAUGACAGUGCCCCUGGUGGCCCGGAGGACUGCAGAGGCUGCAUUCUUCCUUUCCUCUCUGAUUGUAAUUCUACUGUAGUGCGCACACACACACACACACACACACACACACACACACACACACACACACACUUCUGACUAACUGUAGAAUGAAAUGAAUUAAAUGUUGGAAGUGAAAUAUUCUAGAGGUUGUGUGUGUGUUGAAGAUGGAGGUCAUGUUCAAAGGAAGUGAUGAUCUGCAGUGUAUCAGUCACACACUUCUUGUCACCGAACAGUAAUUUUAUAUAAAACUCAUAUUGUUUUGAUGAGUUGUUUUAUUUGCCUAAUAAAAUAAUUGUGUUUGGA
Molecule: messenger RNA, 1900 nt
Organism: Tachysurus vachellii
Lineage: Eukaryota; Metazoa; Chordata; Actinopteri; Siluriformes; Bagridae
Gene: tmod1
Product: tropomodulin 1
Exons: 11
Coding region: 370-1509 (379 amino acids)
Biological process (GO): muscle contraction; myofibril assembly; pointed-end actin filament capping
Cellular component (GO): myofibril; striated muscle thin filament
Molecular function (GO): tropomyosin binding
Source: RefSeq, a predicted model, not a curated record